Molecule: messenger RNA, 351 nt
Organism: Macrosiphum euphorbiae (potato aphid)
Lineage: Eukaryota; Metazoa; Arthropoda; Insecta; Hemiptera; Aphididae
Source: the annotation of a GenBank genome assembly
AUGUUACUCAGAAUUUAUGAAAUUUAUGAUUCAAGAAAUCAACAGUUCCGUCUUCAAAACCACUCGGUAAAAUCUGAAAUUUGGCUACCGACUUCACGGAGUCGACGAAAUUCAAUUGCCGUUUUCGAGCAUAUUAGGCCCAGACUAUCUUUUUCUACCUACCACAAACGUUACGACUUCACGUACAGACGUACAGUCAGUUGGAGUAAAAACGGUGGGCGAGGUGCGAACGUUUCGAUUGGUGCGUCGACGUUGCCACAAUGGUAUUUUAAUUUUAAAACGGCGAUGGAUUCUGAACGGACUGCAGACCGAGAAGCUGUUCGAAUUUUAAUCGGUGAGACUCAACUGUGA